AUGGCGCUCUGUGCAAGUUCGCAGGCCGUUCGCCUGGCGGAGCGAUUAGCUUCUUUCAGUGUUGGCAGGUACGGCCCAAGCCUGCCACUCUACAGCUCUCUGCUGAAAGUAUACAGCCAAGCGAAGCUCUGGAACAAAGCUUGCGAUCUCCACACGGACUUCGAGCGAGCAGGCAUCACGCCGGACACGGCAGCUUACGGUGCUCUCAUCAAGGCGGCUGUGGAGGAUGGGCGGCAAUCCUUGGCAAGGCAUCUCUUCCAGGAGUCGAAGAAUCCUGAUGUCAUGAACGUGAUGUCCAUGAUCCGCUCAGCCGGCCGGGACCGGGACAUUGCAAAGGCUCUGAGCCUUCUGGGAGAGCUGGAGCAAACGCCAGAGCAACUCGAUGCAACCACCUACAACUGUGCCUUGGAGGCUUGCGUGGUCUGCGGGGACAGGGAGGCUGCAGAGAACCUGAUGCAGAAGAUGACGAAAGCCGGGCAUGUCGACGUUGUGUCAUACAAUACGUAUGUGAAGCUGCUUCUUGCCACGCAAGACCACGCCGAAGUCAAAAAGACCCUGGAGGAUAUGCGAAACUUUGGAAUCAAGCCCAAUGUGGUGACCUACAACUCACUCAUCAAGGCAUCGCAGCAGAAUCUACGACAAGCAUGGCAACUUGUGCAGGAGAUGCAGCGGGCAGGGCUGGAGCCAGAUGCCUUCACUUGCUCCAUCCUGGCGGCAGGCCUGCGGCAGUCUCCAACGUCAAAGGGCCUUGACCAGAUUCUGGACUUGAUGGCCCAAGGCCAAAUCGGGCUGGAUGAGGUGCUCCUCAAUUGCUUGCUGGACGUUUGCAUUCGCCUCAAGGAGCCCUGGCGACUCCCAGAGCUGCUCCGUCGCUGGGACACCACGGGCCUAGCUCCAUCGCCCCAUGCCUGCGUGAUGCUGAUGCGUGCGCAUGGCCACGCGAAGAACCUGCCGGAAGCUUGGCGGCUCUGGCGGCGACUGUUAGCUGAGGACAAGAACCUGACGGAGGAUGCCUUCAUGAGCAUGGUGGAUGCUUGCCUGGCGACCUCAGACGUGAGAUCGGCCUUGCAUGUCUUCAAGGAGUCAAAGAUGUGGUUGUCGGGCUUUCCAAGAGCAACAGUGGCGUUCUCCCUGUCGGUAAAGGCUGCCAUGCAGUCCCAGCAGCUUGCGGCUGCGGUUGAGUUGUAUGAAGAAACGAAAGGCUCGCUUAGACUGACCGCGGUCACGUACAACACCCUGAUUGACGCAUUGGUGCGCUCGGGGGACCUGAAGAGAGCCAUGCAACUCUUUCGUGACAUGGCGUGCCAAGAUGCAGGACCCGAUCUCAUCAGCUUUUCCAUCCUGAUCAAAGGCUUCUCGUGCGCAGGGGAUUUGGAGACGGCCAUUCUGCUGCUGGGCCAGAUGCAGGCUCAAGGGAUUCAGCCCGACUCAAUCCUGUUCAACUCUAUUCUGCAUGGCUGUGCCCGGAGUCAGAGGCGCGCUCUGACGGAGGAGGUGCUUGCUGAUAUGGAGAAAGCUGGGGUGGCGCCUUCAAAUUUCACGGUCUCCAUACUUAUCAAGCUUUAUGGCCGCUGCGGCGAUCUGCAGGCGGCCCUUGAUGUCACGGACACCUAUCCGAAGCGCUUCGGAUUUCGGCUCAAUGCGCAGGCCUACACCUGCCUUAUGUCAACGUGCAUUUGGAGUGGAGACUUGCCCAAAGCGUUCGAAGCAUAUCAGCACAUGCUCGAGGAUGGCUGCGAGGCAGACGGAAAGACGUAUGACACCCUGCUGAGCGGCUGUGUGAAGCACGGGGAGGCCGUUCGGGCUUCGCAGGUCUUGGCUGAUGGUUUGGCCUGCCCCAGCAUCCGCUUGAACCGGGAGAUUAUCGAGUCCGCCGUGGUCAUGGCCCACAACCGUGGUCGAUCAGACGUGGCCUCGGAGAUGGUGGGCUGUAUGACGGCAGCUGGGUUCCAGCCUUCCAAGUGCCUGCUUGGGACCAUGUCCAGGGACCCCACCUCUGCUAGCACAUGGCGGCCACGCCGUGGCGGAGGGAAGAAGCCAGGGAGGGAGGUCCUCUGA
Molecule: messenger RNA, 2058 nt
Organism: Symbiodinium pilosum
Lineage: Eukaryota; Dinophyceae; Suessiales; Symbiodiniaceae
Source: the annotation of a GenBank genome assembly